AUGGUUUUCACGGCUGCUGAACUUCCUAAGUUCACUACGCAUCCAGCAACAUUCAUUCCAACAGUAUUUGGUGGACAUGUACUGGUAUAUGAAAGCCGUUCACAUCCAGGACAUCGGCGUGAAUUCGCUUUCAAGACUCGAUUUACCAAUCAAUCGGGUGUCAGCUCAUGCUAUUAUCGGUGUAUGUCUUGUCGUAGUAUGAAGAAUAAGGUACCACCAGGACCAGAUGGAAAACCACCCCAAAUUCCGUGUAUCGCUGUGAAAAAUGGAUUCAUCGUGAAUGAUCCCGAUUUUCCGGAAGCAAAUGAUCAUUUCUGCAUUCCACCAACACUUGAUGAAUCUCGGCAGCGUGAAGCGAACGGUUUUGCAAAGGCUAUUGUUAAAGGACGUCCACGACAAAAGGCAACUCGAAAGAAUAAUACCGGUGGUGGUAUCGGUAAUGGUAGUAAUCUUAAGAAAGAUUCGGUAAUAGCAGCACAACUGCAAGCAUAUCAGGAAAUGAGUAAUGCAUUGCUGAACGGUUCUGCUGGAAAUAUCUUCGACAUCUCCAGUAUUGCUGGUGGUUUCGAUCUUAGCUCCGACUUUACGGCAUCUUCUGCUUCGCAACUAUUAAGUUUGGUUACCGGUGGAGUAAAAGGUGAGCUGGAUUCAGCGGGUGAUAGCAGUGACUUCCUGAAUAACAUCAAAAUUGAAGAUGAUGAUAGUGAUGGUACCGCAAAAGCAACCCAUCUGCUUGCAUCGCUAAUAAGUUCAGAACCAGCUUUACGAACACAAAUGAUGCUACCGGCAACAGCUCAUCGGACUAAUGUGCUACCUUUAGCAAUAGCAACAUCCGCUAUACCUACUAGUAGCGGUGGUACCGAAGAUGAACAACUGAACAGUAUAAAUGGCCCUGACACUCGUAGUAGUCCAGAAAGUAGUACAGCUGUGGUUAUCAAUUCAUUGCAAAAUUCAGAUUCUCGACCACCUUCCGUAAGUUCUUCAUCGGCUUCCGUACCUCUUUCUGGUAUCACGGUUCCAACAGUGUUAGUCAAUGGUUUAUCAACAAGUAGCCGGAAACGAAAAGGCAAUAGUGGAAAUUCACUCGAGAAUCAUUUUGAUGAAAUUUUCGAACGAUAUAUACUCAACAAUUGGGAGAUUGUUGAUAAUGGUAAAAGACCUGAAAAUAUUGCUGAACAUACCUGUGCAUUAAUCCUUUCAUUGGCUCGAAAGAUUCCGCAAGCAGUAGCAUCAAUGAAAGAGGGCAAAUGGACAAGGACAGAACCAUACGCCGAAGAGAUUUUUGGAAAAUCAUUAGCGAUUAUUGGCUUAGGGCGCAUUGGUUUAGAAAUAGCAAUACGUAUGCAGGUCUUUGGUAUGCGAACAUUUGGGUAUGAUCCACAGGUUACACAAGAAGAAGCCGCUCGGCAUGGUAUUAGAUGGCUCCCCCUGGAUCAACUUUGGCCUCAGGCUGAUUAUAUUGUCAUCCAUGUACCACUGAUACCACGUACCAAAAAUUUAUUGUGCGCUUCAACGUUAGCUCGCUGUCGAAAAGGUGUGAAAAUAAUUAAUAUGGCUAAAGCUGGUAUCAUGAACGAAGUUGAUAUGUUGCAAGCUUUAAACAAGGGACGUGUCGGUGGUGCAGCCUUUGAUGUUUAUGUAGAGGAUGCUCCGCUUGUUCGUGGGUUAGUUGAACAUCCAAAUGUUAUUUGCACACCGCAUAUGGGUACUAGUCCCUUGCAAGGACAUCAACGAAUUGCAAAUGAAAUUGCAGAAAAUAUUGUUUCACUGAAUAAUUCGACUGGUCCAUAUGGAGCGAUGAAUGCAGCAGCGGCUACAGCUGCAUUGGAUGAGGCUAAAAGUCAGUGGAUUCGUGCUGUAGCAACAUUAACGCAAACGUUGGCCGUAAUCGGGAAUUCGCCAAGAGCGGUUACUGUACGCUUCCCUAACUCCCUUGUUAGCCUCCAAAAAGCUUUACAUGCUGGUGCUGUUGUUGGUUUGAUGUAUGCAUCUGGAAAUAUUGGUUCAAAUCUGGCAGCUGCUGAAAUGAAUGCACGAAAAGAAGGUAUACAGAUACGUGAAGAACCAUGUGCAGCAAAAGAAUUGAUUGUUGUUGCUGGAACGCGAAGCGUUAGUGGUUAUCCGGCUCCAACAGGCACUAUAAUAUCUGCAUUCAAUUCAUGCAAAGUACCUGUACCUCUCUUAGCAAGUGGAACAUUUAUCAUGGAUUUCUCGGAUAGUCAUUCGUUUGAUAUCAGUGAUGAUGAUAUAAAGGUAAAAUUAAUAAUAUAUAUUAGUAAUAUGCCUGUUCUAAAAAAAAAAAAAAAAACAAACAAACAAACAAACUUUUAG
This is a messenger RNA of Brugia malayi, 2331 nucleotides long. RefSeq names its product D-isomer specific 2-hydroxyacid dehydrogenase, NAD binding domain containing protein. The coding region runs from base 1 to 2331 and encodes 776 amino acids. The transcript has 8 exons. The record is from RefSeq and is a predicted model, not a curated record. NCBI's taxonomy places the organism in Eukaryota, Metazoa, Nematoda, Chromadorea, Rhabditida, Onchocercidae. Gene Ontology annotation, molecular function: phosphoglycerate dehydrogenase activity; NAD binding.